GUUGAACCGAGUACAAAGUUAUUUCCUGCUGUAUUUGCUCAAGCUACAAGCCCCAACGUUUUCCAGUUUGAAUUGGGAAGAAUAAAGAAUGUAAUGCCAUUAUCUGCUGGCUUAUUCAAAAGCGAACAUAAAAACCCGGUCUCGCAAUGUCCUCCACGUCUCCAUGUCCAAUUUCUGACUCAUGUACUUUGGAGCAGAGUGCCAAACCACUUCUUGAAGGUUGAUGUCUCUCGAAUCAGUGAACGCCAAGGCUGGAUGAUACAGUGCCUGAAUCCUUUGCAGUUCAUGGCCCUUCAUAUUCCCGAAGAAAACAGAACAAUUGAUAUUUUAGAGCUGACAGAACAAGAAGAAUUGCUGAAAUUUCACUACCAUACCCUCCGAUUAUAUUCAGCUGUUUGUGCUUUAGGCAACAACCGAGUGGCCCAUGCUAUGUGUAGCCAUGUGGAUGAAUCUCAGCUGCUGUAUGCUAUUGAGAACAAAUAUAUGCCAGGAUUAUUACGUGCAGGAUAUUAUGACUUACUCAUUGACAUCCAUCUCAAUACCUAUGCAACUGCCAGGUUAAUGAUGAAUAAUGAAUUUAUAGUUCCAAUGACAGAUGAGACCAAGAGUAUUACUUUGUUUCCUGAUGAAAACAAAAAACAUGGCCUCCCUGGUAUUGGACUUAGCACUUCAUUAAGGCCAAGAAUGCAAUUCUCCUCUCCGAGUUUUGUAAGCAUUAGCAGUGAAUGCUUUCAGUUCAGUCCUGAAUUCCCUCUGGAAAUCUUAAAGGCCAAAACCAUAGAGAUGUUGACUGAAGCUGUUCAGGAGGGCAGCCUCCAUGUCAGAGAUCCAGUUGGAGGUUCUACAGAAUUUCUGUUUGUCCCUCUCAUCAAGCUCUUUUAUACCCUCCUCAUUAUGGGAAUCUUCCACAAUGGGGAUCUGAAACACAUCUUGCAGUUGAUCGAGCCCCGAGUUUUCAAAGAAGCAAUGAGCCAGGAGGAUGAAAUUGAUUUCUCAGAGAAGGAGCUGAGUUCAGAUGAGCUCAAGUCAGAGGAAGGAGAGGAAGAAACUAGAGGCGAGCAAGUGCCAAAGGAAGGACUCCUUCAGAUGAAACUUCCAGAACCUGUUAAAUUACAGAUGUGUCAUCUACUCCAGUACCUGUGUGAUUGCCAAGUACGACAUCGAAUAGAAGCCAUUGUAGCAUUUUCAGAUGAUUUUGUGGCCAAGCUUCAAGAGAAUCAACGCUUCCGGUACAAUGAAGUGAUGCAGGCCUUGAACAUGUCUGCUGCCCUGACAGCUAGAAAAACAAAAGAAUUUCGAUCCCCACCUCAGGAGCAGAUUAACAUGCUGCUGAACUUUAAAGAUGAUAAAAAUGAUUGUCCUUGCCCUGAAGAAAUUCGGGAUCAACUCUUGGAUUUCCAUGAAGACCUGAUGACACACUGUGGAAUUGAACUAGAUGAAGAUGGAACCUUGGAUGGAAACAGUGAUUUAACCAUUAGGGGUCGCCUCCUAUACCUUAUGGAAAAGGUUACAUAUCUGAAGAAGAAGCAAGCUGAGAAGCCAGUUGAUGAUGAUGCUAAGACAUCCUCUACUCUUCAGCAGUUGAUUUCAGACACAAUGGUACGCUGGGCCCAAGAAUCUGUGAUAGAAGACCCGGAGUUAGUAAGGGCCAUGUUUGUAUUGCUACAUCGCCAAUAUGAUGGUAUUGGUGGCCUGGUUCGAGCCCUACCAAAGACCUACACCAUAAAUAGCGUGUCUGUGGAAGACACAAUCAAUCUUCUGGCAUCCCUUGGCCAAAUCCGUUCCUUGCUUAGUGUCAGAAUGGGGAAGGAGGAGGAGAAACUUAUGAUUCGUGGAUUAGGAGACAUCAUGAAUAAUAAAGUAUUUUACCAACAUCCAAAUCUCAUGAGAGCUUUAGGCAUGCAUGAAACUGUCAUGGAAGUGAUGGUAAAUGUGCUUGGUGGAGGAGAAUCGAAGGAAAUCACUUUCCCAAAGAUGGUGGCAAACUGCUGUCGUUUUCUAUGUUAUUUUUGCCGCAUCAGCAGGCAGAAUCAAAAAGCUAUGUUUGAUCAUCUUAGCUAUUUAUUGGAAAACAGCAGUGUUGGCCUUGCCUCUCCUUCUAUGCGAGGAUCAACUCCUUUAGAUGUUGCAGCAGCCUCUGUGAUGGAUAACAAUGAACUUGCGCUAGCUUUAAGGGAGCCUGAUCUGGAGAAGGUGGUUCGCUACUUGGCUGGAUGUGGAUUGCAGAGUUGUCCUUUGUUGAUUUCUAAAGGCUACCCAGACAUCGGGUGGAAUCCAGUUGAAGGAGAGCGAUAUUUGGAUUUUCUUCGUUUUGCUGUUUUUUGCAAUGGUAGAGUAGAAGCUUUAAUACAAGCCAACUUGAUAAGUCACUGGAAAUUUCAAAGACAAUUUGCAGAACAAGUAGAAUUAUGCAAGACACAUGGAGAGAGUGUGGAGGAGAAUGCUAAUGUUGUAGUCAGACUGCUUAUCCGUCGACCUGAAUGUUUCGGUCCAGCUCUAAGAGGAGAAGGAGGCAAUGGCUUGCUUGCUGCCAUGGAGGAAGCAAUACAAAUAUCAGAAGAUCCAACAAGAGAUGGACCUUCUCCAAGUAAUGGAUCUAGUAAAACCCUUGAAAUGGAAGAACAAGAAGAUGACACUAUUCACAUGGGAAAUGCAAUCAUGACCUUUUAUGCUGCUUUGAUUGAUCUCUUAGGACGUUGUGCCCCUGAAAUGCAUCUAAUCCAUGCUGGUAAAGGGGAAGCCAUUAGAAUCAGAUCAAUUCUACGGUCUUUGAUUCCACUGGAAGAUUUGGUGGGAGUAAUUAGUAUUCCUUUCCACAUGCCAACCAUAGCUAAAGAUGGUACUGUGGUGGAACCUGACAUGUCUGCGGGGUUUUGCCCAGAUCACAAGGCAGCCAUGGUUUUGUUCCUUGACAGGGUCUAUGGAAUUGAGGACCAGGAUUUUCUUCUACACCUUCUUGAAGUUGGCUUUCUGCCAGAUCUUCGUGCUGCUGCUUCUUUAGAUACAGCUGCUUUAAGUGCUACAGAUAUGGCUUUGGCUCUGAAUCGAUACCUUUGCACAGCAGUCUUGCCCCUGUUGACCAGAUGUGCUCCUCUGUUUGCUGGCACAGAGCACCAUGCUUCCCUCAUCGAUUCCUUAUUACAUACUGUGUACAGACUCUCAAAGGGAUGCUCUCUUACCAAAGCUCAGCGAGAUUCGAUUGAAGAGUGUUUGUUGUCUAUCUGUGGGCAGUUGCGGCCUUCCAUGAUGCAACAUUUGCUGAGAAGAUUAGUAUUUGAUGUUCCUCUAUUAAAUGAACAUGCAAAGAUGCCUCUCAAGUUGCUGACAAAUCAUUAUGAAAGAUGCUGGAAGUAUUAUUGUUUGCCAGGUGGAUGGGGUAACUUUGGUGCUGCCUCAGAAGAAGAACUUCAUUUAUCCAGAAAGUUGUUCUGGGGUAUUUUUGAUGCUUUGUCUCAAAAG
Molecule: messenger RNA, 3459 nt
Organism: Cariama cristata (Red-legged seriema)
Lineage: Eukaryota; Metazoa; Chordata; Aves; Cariamiformes; Cariamidae
Product: ryanodine receptor 2-like
Exons: 19
Biological process (GO): calcium ion transmembrane transport
Cellular component (GO): smooth endoplasmic reticulum; Z disc; sarcolemma
Molecular function (GO): ryanodine-sensitive calcium-release channel activity
Source: RefSeq, a predicted model, not a curated record